GAGAUAUCGCAGAGAGGGAGAAGCAUGAAUACAAGACAGAGUGUAAGAGUUUGAGCAGUGUAUCGCAAUCAACGUGACUUUAUGGGUGACAAAAUGGCCAUGUUACAGCUAGACACUGAGGGAGGCUGUUCCUCCAAGUCAUUCAAGCUGUACUCUCCCAAGGAGCCACCCAACGGUAGCACUUUCCCCCCUUUUCAUCCCGGCACCAUGCUGGACAGAGAUGUGGGUCCAACCCCAAUGUAUCCUCCCACAUACCUGGAGCCAGGCAUAGGGAGGCACACACCAUAUGGCAACCAGACAGACUACAGAAUAUUUGAACUAAACAAACGGCUACAGAAUUGGACAGAGGAGUGUGAUAACCUAUGGUGGGAUGCAUUUACUACAGAGUUUUUUGAAGACGAUGCCAUGUUGACCAUUACUUUCUGUCUGGAAGAUGGGCCUAAGCGUUACACAAUUGGUCGGACGUUGAUUCCAAGGUACUUUCGGAGUAUAUUUGAAGGUGGUGCCACUGAGCUCUAUUAUGUGCUGAAACACCCCAAGGAGUCAUUUCACAACAACUUUGUCUCCCUUGACUGUGACCAGUGCACCAUGGUCUCCCAGAAUGGAAAGCCAAUGUUCACACAGGUGUGUGUUGAGGGCCGCUUGUACUUGGAGUUCAUGUUUGACGACAUGAUGAGGAUAAAAACGUGGCACUUUAGCAUCCGACAACACCGUGAACUCAUCCCUCGCAGUAUACUGGCCAUGCAUGCCCAGGACCCACAGAUGCUGGACCAGCUGUCCAAAAAUAUUACAAGAUGUGGCCUGUCAAACUCUACUCUAAACUACCUCCGACUAUGUGUGAUCCUAGAGCCCAUGCAGGAACUCAUGUCUAGACAUAAGACGUACAGCCUCAGCCCCAGAGACUGCCUCAAGACCUGCCUCUUCCAGAAAUGGCAGCGAAUGGUGGCACCUCCAGCCGAGCCAUCAAGACAGGCCCCAAACAAACGACGGAAGCGUAAGAUGUCAGGUGGCAGCACCAUCAGUGGCGGAGGAGGACCUAAUAACAACAACAAUAACAAGAAGAAGAGUCCUGGUAGUGGCUUCCCUCUGUCCAGUCAGGUUCCAGAUGUGAUGGUGGUGGGAGAACCUACACUGAUGGGAGGGGAGUUUGGCGACGAGGACGAGCGUUUGAUCACGCGGCUGGAGAACACCCAGUUUGAUGCAGCCAAUGGCAUUGACGACGAGGACAGCUUCAACAACUCCCCGGCUCUGGGAUCCAACUCGCCCUGGAACAACAAGGCGCCCUCCAGCCAGGAGAGCAAGAGUGACAACCCCACCUCACAGGCAUCGCAAUAGAGUUCGGGCCCCUCCUCCACGACAGAAAUCUUUCGCGCCCUCCUCUGAGCUUUCCCAAAGCCAAAAGUCACAAGAGCAACAGGUUUCUUAGCAGCCCCCAGACAUGCUUUUAGAGCUCUGACUCCUCCGACACGUUGUGACUGGCAGAGCUCAGUUUGACCUCCUCCCAGGGCUUCAUCAAUACUGUGACUUCCCAACUUAAAGGCACCCUGGCCCCUCUCCCUUUCUGAUUCUUUUCUGCAUUUCAUAUUAAAAAUGUCCUGUCUGCUCUUGCUAAUUUCCACUUUGGACAGCAACAUGGUAGUUCUGCUGAUGAAGGAGUCGUGGUGAUUGAAUCCAGGAGAGAACUAACCCACACUAAACCCAAGAAGAAAGCUACAAAGCAGUGUGGCAUGGCCAUGAUGGCAAGUUGCUUAGGGACAGCUUGUACACCCAGCCUCUAAACGACUCAAUUCUGGACUGCUCUAAUGCAUCAAGUCACUAGAAACCUUUGUUAAUAUAUUGAUUGUGUGUGCGUGCAUGUGUGUGCGCAAGUAAGAGAGAGUGUGAAUGAGAAAUGUUUCAGGAGAGAAAAGACACGUUAGUGGCUUUGCUGAAUCGAGCAGACCAGAAUUUAGAGACCUCUUGAAAAAUUGUUGAACUUGUCACACUUUCAAUGUGGGACACAACAAUUCACAUUAAACACACACACAUUGAUACACACACAAUUGAUGGCAGGAGUUCCAGUUUCCUUGAUGCGUGAGCCAUCUCUUAGUAGACUGCAACAUACACACUUACACAUUUUAAGAGUUUUUAUACAGUAUAUAUUUCCCUAGAAUGUUUUUAAUUUCUAUUAAACAUCUUCAGUUCAGUUGUUACUUUUUUUUAUUUUAUUUUUUACAAAUACUGAAAAGCUACAGACCAAGGAGCACCACGGGACUUUUAUUCCUCCCCUAAAAUAUAUUGUUUUUAUUUUUUGUGUUUAUAAAAGAAAUUAUUUAGUGUGGAUGUUUUAUUUUGUCUUUCUGUUACUUUUGCAAAUUUGAAAUUUUGUGUAUUUGUGCUUGUAUAUUUAAGGUAGUAGCAGUUCUGUCUGACUGUAAUAAGAUGUAUUCUUACUUAGAUAUACCUAAAGCCAUCCUGAUCUAAUGUAAAGAAACAAAAUAGGAAAAAUGAGGAAAAAAAAACAGCUCUUUCCUUCUCCCUCUUUUUUUUUUUAAGGGUAGUGUAAAUGAAAUGACAGAAGCCCUGAGGGUACAAUGGCACCAUGGGAAGGUGCUUUUCCUAUAUCUUUUGUUUUUCUGUAUUUAUUUAGGAAAUUCUGAAAUUCACUCAACUAUUUCAUGUCAACAUAAAUUGUUAGUUCUUUUCCCCUCCACUGUCAGACGUUUUAUGUAUUGCGUAACCUGAUUAAACCCGAUGUCAAGUGAUUGUGCUGAUAUGUUUGUUUGACUGGUGACUUUCACUUUAAUCACUAGCUUUAAAAGUUGUUUUUUUAAAAUGACCUUUUACCCCACAAUGUUAUAAUUCCUGACAUCUUCAGACACCCAAUGUGUUCUAAAACCAGCUUAACAUUAUGUUCAUACUGCAGAGUUUGUAGCUGUUGAGUCUAUAAAUUGGGUUUACGAGUCAUAAAAAGCCUGAAAUAAGUCCUGCUGUUCUUGAUUUGGCCCUUCUGGUAUUCAUCACGACAAUAGGUGAAGUCUUCGAACUCUUUUGUACAUUUCUAUUUUGUUAUACUUUCAAUCCAUUUAAAAUUGAGUUUGAAUGGUGACUUGUACCUUCCUCAAACCCUGUAGAAUCAUUGAAUUUUGUUUUGGGGUUAGUUUCUGCCCUUGCUAAUUAAUGUAUGGUACCAAUAAAAAAGAUACAUUUUCACUUUAAGAAA
Molecule: messenger RNA, 3202 nt
Organism: Phyllopteryx taeniolatus (common seadragon)
Lineage: Eukaryota; Metazoa; Chordata; Actinopteri; Syngnathiformes; Syngnathidae
Gene: ldb1b
Product: LIM-domain binding 1b
Exons: 11
Coding region: 82-1335 (417 amino acids)
Biological process (GO): nervous system development; positive regulation of transcription by RNA polymerase II; negative regulation of transcription by RNA polymerase II
Cellular component (GO): transcription regulator complex; nucleus
Molecular function (GO): LIM domain binding
Source: RefSeq, a predicted model, not a curated record